AUGACGGCAAGAAUAGUGUUCCGUGUAUAUGUUCUGGCUCUUCUGCUCUACAGCGCAGUAACUCAAAAAUGUCCCGCAGGUGGUAGAUCCGAGAGCUCCAUCGUGGGCUGGAUGUUACGAGGACACGUGUACGACACUCUUCUCGCUGAACUUCCGUUUACGUGCGUAUUCAAGUGUCGCGAAGACAAUCGAUGCCAAAGUUUUAACUGGGUUAUAUCUCUUCUCACGUGCGAGUUUAACAACAGGACAAAGGAAGCCAGACCUGAAGACUUCAUCCCAAACCAAGACAGAUCUUACUAUCGACGCGAUUUACAACGAGGUAAGCCAUCAUUAAGUGCCGGGGGUAAUCUUAUAUAUCAAAGAGCUGUAUAAGAAAUUUCACUGCUUGAAGUAUAUGAAAGUCUAGGAAAGAUAGUCAUCUCUUCAGGCCUAUAAAUGGCCUAAACGAGCGAACAGAUUCAUUUUAUGGAUGAGAAAAAGUGACGGAAAUAUUUCUGGUUUUGUGCUAAUUCAAGUUUAAAGGACAGAGCAUUUACAGCAGUUAAGAGGGAUGCAAAAUUACCGUAAAAUCCCAUGUUGAAGCCCCCCCCGGAUUUAUACCCAUCCAUUUGCUAACGAAAAUAUUAUUCUGGAUAUAAGCCUUCCCCCGGGAUAUAAGCCGGUCUUAUGUAUAAGCGCGUUUUGUAAAACAGUAGCCACUUGAAUUGGAACUAUGAAACACAGGAAAUUGUUUUUUUGAACCCCCCCUGCCCACACAAAACCCUUUAUGAAGUUAUAUAAGCCUGGGGCUUUAACGUUGAAUUUUACGGUAGUUCUGUACUUGGUAUGUUCAAUAAGUAGCAUUCGUGAUGGAAGGAAUACGAAAGAGGUACCUUUUUUGUCAAAAACGUUAUAUUAAAGGGUAAGGGGUUGGACCUCGGGGGGGAACCUCCCCGUAUAAAACUUUGCUGAGUAGCGCCCCGUACAUAAAGUAAACACUAUGCAGGGGUAAAGGCAAACUGAUAAUAAAGGAUUGUUUUUUUAACCUUUCAGUUCGCCUUGGUUCGAUUCAAGAACUACCAGCUGAGACUUGUGACGAAAUAAAGAGGAGUGAAGGACACGCUGUUAGCGGGAAAUACUGGUUUUCAACUAUAAAAUCUGGUACAUCUGUCUUGGCUUAUUGUAAUAUGGAGACCAACGGUGAGUUUAUAGUCAGUUAUAUAAUCUGCGACUGCCGUUAAGUUCAUUGUGUCCUCUGAUAAGUUAAUUUAUGAUUAUUAGACGACUGACGUAAAUCAUUUCAUAUUUAGUCACGGAUGCGGCGACUGAUGAAAAGUUAACUGGUAGAUUUAAACUGAUAAGACACGGACAAAAAAAGAGAAAUUUUAAGGGAAAAAAGACUCUUGUCACGGAGGAACGAGUGCUGUUCGCGUCACAUGUUAAGGCCUGAGUAAAUACCCUUCAAUAAUUUUUUCAUCAAUCAAUAUGCUUGUUGUAGACAUUGACGAAUGCGGUGCUUCUUCUCCUGUAUGUGACAUCAAUGCCAACUGCUCCAAUACUCGUGGAUCGUACAUCUGUACCUGCAGGGCUGGAUAUACAGGCGAUGGAAAAACUUGCCAAGGUAGGAUAAAGGUCGAUUUACUGUGAUAACAACGAAGAUGGCAGAUUCCCAGGGAUUUGUGGACGACCAGUAAAAAUCGGCAAUCCAUCAAAUCCAGUCCGUUUAAUUGAGGGCAGUGCACGGCAUCAUGCCUCGGGUUAUACCUCUGUCAUUAGAAACUUUUUGGGUAAAUGUAUCAAAUUCUUUAAAAGGCCGCGCAUAAAGAAUUAAAACGUUUCAAGUACGUUAUUUAACCGAAAAGUAAUGCUGUAGCUGCUUAGUAACCCACAUAGACCGGUAGAAAAACAAAAUUAUGAAGCAACAGCACCGGGCAACCCUAGGUUUUGGAACAGCCUAUAUAGAUAAACUCUGCUUUAGAAGAAUUAUGAGAGAUGUAUAAAAAACAUUGAUCAGUUCAGGCGUGGACAACUCGAUGGCGAAGAAGAAGAAAGCUCUAAGACGUUUUGUUCCCUGUUGAGGAAAUUCAGACUGUUUUCAACGGGGAUCGAACAAGGUUGAAUAUUUUCAUUAUUAAUUCAUUAUCAGAGGCGGAUCCAGGAUUAUUCGUAGGAGGGGUUGCACUACUAAGGAAUGGCGUAAUUGACUGGUGACGUAAACAAAUUUUAAUAGCGAAUACGAAGAAGAAGGCUUUCGACUAGGCAAUAACAUAAUGUGAACUGCUGAGAAUACAUAUCAAAUGAUAAAGCAGAUUUUGUAUAACUGUGAAGCAGACUGCACAGUGUUAAUUAGAAAGCCGCAGGUCAUUUCAGGGGGGGUGCGCACCCCCUGCACCCUCCCCCUAGAUCCGCCCCUGAUUAUUAUUAUUUGAUUUUAUUUUGUUAUCAAGGAGCCUACGAUAGAUCCUUGUGGAACUCCAAUAUGCUUUUUUUUCUAGACAUUGACGAGUGCAGUGCUUCUCCUCCUGAAUGUGACAGCAAUGCCAACUGCUCCAAUACUCGUGGAUCGUAUAUCUGCACUUGCAAGGAAGGAUACGACGGCGAUGGAAAAACUUGCCGAGGUAAGAGAAAAUAAUUAGCUUAUCUAAAGACCAGUCACUUUACUGUUAUAACAUCAAUUAUGGAAGUUUCCUGAGGACGUGCGACAUCAUAGCAUUCAAAUUGGUGGCUAAUGAGAUCGGCAAUCCGCUUUCUUAUCCAUCAUUGUAUGACGUCAUACCUCAUGUUAUGCUUAUGCUGAAGCCUGUAUCACGGAGCGAGUAACUUCCAUGUACUCUUGUCACGGCGUUUUCACCAAUGAUUUUGGCGCGAAUUUAGAAUUUCGGUCCCCAAAACCAGUCAGCAAAAGGAAAAUGCCUGAAAAUAACAUUUUUGACUUUUAACCCUUUCACUGCCAAAUAUAGCCAAAGGCAAAUUCGACCAGAUUUCCAAAUUUCAUUUUCUAAAAUUUUGAAAAACAAAUAGCACCAUGUGAAAGUACCGGUGAAGAGGUUUCAUUUAAAUGGUCACAUCUCCCCCUUUUGAGUCUGCAGACUCAAAAGUUAGAGUCACCUUACAAAACUCCAUCAAACACUUUGGCAGUGAAAGGGUUCAAUAACUCUGCAUCAUGAGCCGCCACUUAAGACUGAUGCGCUACCUCACUUUCGUCCAAAGUGCAAAUGGCGCGUAAAUUUAAAUCAUCUAGUUCAUAAUAAGGAUUAGAUUUGAAUAAGGAUGUAGGACGUUACAUUCAUACUUAUUGAUGCAUACAUGCACUAUUCUAUAAUUUAAUUCAUGUCUACAUUUUGUUGCACGUAUAACGUACUUAUUUUUCUAAAUAUAUAAUUACCUCUUUUAAGAAGUAAUUACUUAAAACCACCAUUAGCAAUUAUUGAAUGAGGCUGAGUAGGAUAAAGAAUUUUGCAGAUUGAGGAGGUUGUUGAGGUGCAUAACAUCCUCCGAGAUUUGCAUGAUUCUUUACAUUACACGAAAGCCUAAUUCAUUCAUUGUUUUAUUUUUCUUUCAAAAUAUCUCUUAAUUCUUGCUUACCAAUUUACCUCAUCGAAGACUUUCUUCAAAUCUUUGGCCCAUUUCUCGGCACAGUCUUGCAGUGCCCCCCCCCCCCAAAAAAAGUAGAUAACAUCCAUCUAGUAAUUUGUUUUGUGUAUUCUUGCAAUUCUUUUGUUCAGUUUUAGAUUAAAAUUCAACUGUUCCGGAUAGUCGUGAGAGUUCAGAGUUCUAUAAUCAUCUAGGCGGCCGUGCCUGGAAACGAAGUUGAUCGAUUUUAUAUUUAGAAGAUUCGAGCAAUAUACCGUCGAUUUUAUAGCAUAUUGCUCCAUCUUCCAAAUAUGGUAAACGCCAGUUGAUUAGGGGCUUUGAGCCAAUCAGAAACGGCGAAAUAUUUUAAAUUAAUAAUUGUAAUUAACGUAUUUUAUUUACGCAAUUUCAUUUUACAAGUUGUUCAUUUAUGUUCAGAUUAGCGAAACAAGCUCUAUACAAACAAAACGAAAUAGAAAGCAAUACUGUACUGUGAAACUAAUCAAAUAAGUUUUUUCAACUCACGUUUUUUGAUGUAAAAAUCGAAAAUUUGUGGGUGGUAAUCUUUCGCAUUUCUGGUGUCUGGCAUGUUGGGUGGGGGAAUUUAAUUACAAGUGUCGGUUUAAUACAGGUUGGAAACACUAAAAAUGACCAUUUCAGGUGCUCUUCAGGUGUCCACGUCCGCUUAAAGGGAAAUAAAUUUGGGGACUUCGGCUACUGUCCGCUUAAUAGAGGACAUUCGCUUAAUGCGGUGUCCGCUUAAUACAGGUUUCACUGCAAGUGGUAUCAGUUUCGAAAAAAGAUGUUACCUGAAUUACCGUUUCUUUUCUCUUCCCUUAUAUCAGUUUUUUUAGAGGGACUGACUGACUCCGUUAUCGUAGGAGAUAAUGUGCAACACUUAUCUAAUUUAAGCACAUGGCUCAAACCAGUCGCCCAAAGCGAAUCUUCAAAAUGGAAGCGCUGUUGGCGUGCGUCCGUGGAUGGCUGGCCUGCCAGUACUUUUCACACCGGAUGUGACAACAAAGGACCAACUGUAACAAUCAUAAGAGUCGGAGGGAAAUACAUAUUUGGAGGGUACACUAACCUCUCAUGGGGUAAGUGAUCUAAUUUUAACAGUCAGUAAACACCAUACAAAGCCGGCCACCUUUUAGUAUUACACCGUCGUUGCGCAUACUAAACUGGAGGGAUUGUUGGCGUACGGACCCCCUCUCCAACAAUACUCUUUACUUACUCUCUCCAUUUUAACAAAACAAUGUUUGGGAAUACGGGUUUGCAUGUUUAACAUCAAUUCUGUAGGGUUACUUCAUCAAGGAAUCGUAUUCGUAAUCGUAUUUGUAGCGUUGUUUCAUGCAAGAAAGUCAAACAAUGAUACCAUUAAGAAAAUUAACAGCUUUUUCAAUAACAACAUGAAUUUAAAACAAGUGUUAUGGAAAAAUGAUGGAUAUGGGCGUUAGAAUGGGUUAGCGCUAAAUCUUCACGAAGACGACUUUCUCUCGGAUUUUCCAUGAAUAAAGAGCAAAUAAGGCGAAGUAGUAGUAUACAAGGUGAGGAAAGUUCUGUUACACAAGGAUGACACCUUGACACUGACUUACACCGGUGCUUAAUCACCGGUGUAUGUAAGCGGUUAUAUUACCAGUCGCAUCUCGUCAAGUAUUUUUUGCAAGCCAUGUUACUUUUGACUUUUGAGCUAACUUGAAUGGGUGCGGCUGGAACUUAAAACGUAAAGGGUGGAACUUCGGGAGUUGGAUCAGCUUUCUCUUCCAUAUACUAAUGAUUUAAAAAAAAUUUUGUUGUGAAUUUCUUAGCCAAGAAAUUGUCCAGGGUUUUUCGCAGGUUGCUUUUUCUGCUUUUUGUUUUUCGUUUUUUGUUUUUUUUUAAAGACAAUGUAUUUGGUUGUUAAUUCAGAGCAGUGUUGGCAACCACGAACAGGCGGCCGCAGCGCAAUGCCGUAAUACCAGCCACAUGCAGACGGAAACGCAGAGUUAAUUAUGAAAAAACCUCUUUGCAUAUUAUUUGUCCUUUUGCAAAGUUUCCACGACAACACCAAGUUAAUUAUCAAUUUUUCUUGCAUGUCCUUUUGCAAAGCUUCCACGCCAUCCACUUUGACGAACAUACCAAUGGCUUUGCUACCGGGCAUCAAAAGAGCUAUUAUAAUCAACGUUUCGGUGGUCUUGCGCCAAGUCGUGGGCCUCAUGCAGUUUAUAAUAUCUCUCCACAUCUUAGUUUGAAAGGCGUUUCUCUUGCUAAUGAGUUGGAAACCGAGGGCCUCUUUUGACUUUCCCGUGGAAACAAGAACUGCCAGCUUUUCGCGUUGUUCUGGAAUGUUGUUGGCGGGUAGCGAAAUAGGUAAAUCUGAGGGUAUCGAGUUGUCCACAGUGGCUUCCAGGAACUGCGGCAUAAUAUCGUCGUUGAGAGAUUGUUAGUAUGCAUGUUAUUCAGUCAUGGCGUAUAUAUUAAUUGAAAACUUUUAUUCGGUAGGAAUGGCCCAGGGCAAAAGCGAGAUGGGAAAAUUAUUGUUCUUUCAGCUUGACUUUCAGUUCCUUGUACUUGUCGCUCGCCCGCGUAGUCUUCAAAGAUAGCCUUCUUGGUUUUGCCCGACGGAUUGUUAUUAGUUGAGCCUGAAGGCCUAGGACUCCCUUUCUGUGUUCAUUGUGCAAGUGCUGGAGUUGCCCAUGAAUACACAUUGUGCUUCUCACUCCACCCCUCUUUAAGAACAUCUUUAAAGUCUCUCUAUGUAGUUUUUGGGAGCAAUAAGAUUCAGCUAAACUAGCAAAUUAUCUAGUUUGGGCUCACACGUAUGUGAGACAUGAGGUGCAUUGCAUGUCGCCAACCGUUUCCACUACGCGUAAAGGGCGCCAGCUACUAUUUUUAAAGCGCAACGAAAUGUCAUGUGAAAAUUGGCGGGAAAACGAAAGAAAGACUGGAAUGAAAAAAUGAAAUCCUGAGAUGUGUUUACACAAAAAAAAAACGUUCGUUCCCAAACAUUCCGCUCCCUUGGGACGCCUAGGGUUGGAGAUCCAGCAUCAUGCAGCACUAUAGAGGUCCUCAUAAUAAGUCUCCAAAAGACGGCAAGUUUUGACUAACGCCACCAAGGUUCCAGCGACCUCGUUAUGCAUUUUCUUCAAACAGAAGUACCUGAGCAUUCGGUUUCAAAUUAGGAAGAGCCCUGCGCCCUCUCUCUCUAACUUGCAAUAAGGGAAGAUACUCUCGCAACGACCUCUUCCAAAAAAAAUCCACCAGAACGUUCACCUGCCUCCACUUUCUUCGAUGGAAUUGUUCUGUCCUUUCAAAAGAACCUGGGCGUAAGCAAACAGUCUUUCUGUGCAUUAUGAAGUGAGAAGGGAUGAUUGGCUGAAGGUCGUGUGGGUUGUGUGGUGCCUGAUCUGUCACACCUCAGUUGGACCACCUUGCCGCGACGAUUUUUGAACAUUGUGAAACACAUUAUGAAAUCCUGUAUGACCACUGAGUGGGUCAACUCGAGAAGAAUCGCACGUGUGUUCAAGAAUUAACGGGAACAGGCACCACCAACGUUUCACUGUACUCCCUUUAAGCUUGACGUCUAAAGGGGACAAAAAGGUCCAUUCCAGAGAAGGAAUUGAGUGGCUGAUAAGCCAUCAUGCGACUUGUCAGAAGAGGUAUCAUUUGCUGAGUUAUUGGCUUACUAUGAAAUUUGUUGCAGACAAUACAUCGGCUGAGAACAGAGCAAAGAAGCAUCCCGAUCUGAGAAAUCCAAAACUUCAAGCGUACUUUCGCAAUAAUAUGUUCACGCUCGGGGUGACCGAUCAAUUCAUAGGUGUGGCGAAUCAUCGUUCGCGUAGCAAAGCUAGAGCUCCUUUGGAGGUUGAUCUGAUUUGUAGAGAUGAUGGCGGGGAUAACAGACGCCCUUUGACUCUCAAAACUCCGUGACCAGCAAGUACAAACAAGUACAAACUCGCGAUUUUACUGGAUGGCUUGACACUAGCACUACCCCUAGAUAUGAGAUCCUUGAUUUCUUGUGAAUAAGCCGAAUGCUGAAAGAAUCUUAUAAUUCCUGUAGUAACAGCAUCAUAUACAUCUGGAGUUAGGUAACCUUUUAGAGCAGUAUUCAGACAACGAAAGAACUGGAAAAAACGGACAAGCCAAGCUAUGAGGACUAUAAACGUAUUUUAAACAGACGAACUAGUGAGCAGUCUGUGACGAACAUCUGUUGGUGCUACAGUGAGACGCAGGGAUCAAGAUCAGAGUUAACACUUUGCGUACCAGGCUCAACAUGAGACUCGUACUUUAACUAUAAUUCUUCAACCAGAAUACUGCUGCAUUAGACCAACGGGAUUCAGGUCGCUAUAGAAACUCAGGCUCUUGUAGCCAUCGGUGAUGUUUGACUCCAAGGGAGUCAAGCUGCGCAAAAUGUCUUCAGCUGGAUUUAGGAAUCCUGGCACGUGAUUCCAUUGUUCCGGCUGAGAGUUCUCUCUUAUUUCUUCUACACAAUUGAUAAUGUCUAGAAGGGACGUUUUGCGUUCUUCAAGUAGGGGAGCACUAUCUCGUUAUCUGUCCAGUACUUCGUGCAUUUGAUAGGCAGAUCCAUUUUCUUCAUUAGCGUCUUUGCGUGUUGAAGGCACAGCUGCUUGUAGUUCAAGCCGUGGAAUGCUUACAAACUUAAAUGAAGCAUUUCUUGACUACCCCUUGAGGAACGAGCAAUGGAUAAAACUAGCCAAAUCCUCAACUCUUAGGUAUGCUGAUUUACCGUAACAAACGUCUGAGGAAAUCUGAGGAUAUAUGCAGUUACAGUUUACACUUAAAGCCACUAAUUUUGCGUUGGAAUUUGGCAACGUUGUAUGCGAAGCUGAGCCAGGGAUGACGGCUGAUUGACCCAAGACUUUUAACUGACAAGGAAGCCCCCUUCCAAAGGUUGAUCCUAAUCCAACCUUGCGCCCCGAAGCCAAGAAGGAUCGCACAAGGAACAAAUGGAAGGCAGGACUCCUCGCUUUGUCUCAGGACGUGUAAAGUCCCUUUUAUUGAACCCUAGUUCAUCUGUUUCUACAAACCACCAGCACCAAAAAGGCUCUCUCCGGAGUUAACUCAUUCCAGUCAGGGUUCAGUUCAGAAGGUACCUUGGAUAGAGCGCUUCCAAUCUGAUGUUAAACUAAUUAGCGAGGCGGAAACCACCACGGCUUAGCGAGAACGGAGGCUGCACCUCUCGCCGAUUUCUCAUCAAUGAAGGACGGCUGGGAAUCGUGGACGUUAACGUUCUUAGCAACAAUCGCUGCAAUCCCCGGGUUUAAACCUUAGGCAUUGUCAGUGGCUGUUCUCCUUAAAAACGAUUUGGCGCUCGAUAAAUAUGUCUGGCUAUUUUUCCAUUUGUGAAAAUUAAUUCAAUGACAGCACAAAUGGAAGUAUUCAAAAAAGGGCGUGGCGUUAUUUGAGAUAUAGAUUGCAUGAAAAUAUUAUUGACGAGAUGGAGGUACAGAAUUUUAAUAAUAAUAAUAAUAAUUUAAUUCUUAUAUUGCGCGCUUUCCAUGAAAUGAUCAAGCGCACAUUACAUGAUUUCUAUCUAUAAUAAUUUAAUACAGGGUAUCUAACUAAUAAUUAUUUGAAAUAUACCAUGAUAAAAUUAAAAUAUACAACAUAUGUUAAGACACUGGUAAUUAUCGUGAUAAAAAUUAAUAAAAAGCUUCCCUAAAGAGGUGCGUUUUCAGAUGACACUUAAAAAUCCCUAAUACAAUCCAGAGUGCCGGAGCUGCGACCUAAAAUGAUCUGUCUCCUAAUGUAACCCUACUUCUGUAAGUUGGCGUUGUAAGCAACAAAUCGUCCGAGGAGGAUCUUAAAUGAUAAUUUCCUGAUCUUUUAAUUGACACAAGUUCUCUUAAAUACGUUGGCGCGAAUCCAUGGAUGACCAUGAAAACAAAUAGUAGAAUCUUAAAACUAAUGCGUUGCCUAACCGGUAGUCAGUGUAGCUCGUACAGCAACGGAGUUAUGCGACAGUAGGGAGUUUAAGAUACGGAGACUACGGACUACGAACUACGGCUGGACGAGCGUUGUCGUUUGUUUGUAGCACUGGGUUGAGUCGCGCAAAUAUAGAACAUUAAGAUUCCACUACAGACGGCAGACUACGAGAGAAGAGGCGGAGAGGGAAACAACACGAAAAAAUUUUCUUGUUUUCACCACAGUUCACAAAAAUGCAAGUCAGUUUUGCAUGUGAUCUUAUCUUUAGAACAAUGAGCAAAUUCUUCCAUACUUGAAGGAAGCAAUUACGUACAAGUCGAUUCGCGUACAAGUUGAUUCGCCUACAACUUUACUCCUUGUUCCAUCACCGUAGCUCGGGUGAAAUUGGUAAACAAAGUUUUGGUUGCACAGGUUUUAUUUUUUUCGCAUAUGAAUACUUAUGUAAAAUAUUAAAGAAAUAGACAGAAACAGUAAUAGCUCAUUUAUUAGAUUUAGAAGAUGGACUUCUCCCACUACUGAUCUGAUGUAGUUUGAAGUAUUGAAAUGCCCAGUUUCGAUUGUCUCGAAGAUGUUUACAUCAUUUUCAUUCAGCAAAUGCGAUACAAAAACGCGCAUAAACAAAGGUCACUCAAGUAGAAAGACACACUAAUCAGUUCGAACAAACAUUGAAACUUUUCAAGUGUGAAGAGAAAGUAAAUUACCUGCAUGAUUUCUCUUCUCCUCGGCCAUCAAUCGGAAUUCUGCGUAUAAACAGCUAAGCUUCUUUAAAUAUGAGCUUAGCUAGAUAAAAAUGUAGUCACAACGGUGGAUUAAAAGCGUAAAUCUGAGCAGAAAUUAGACACAACUUACAUAUUUCGCUUUCCUCUCACUUAAAGCAGACAAAUUGAACCUUUUUUACGAAAAGACGAGAUUCUUGAAUUACCGAGACGGCAAAAUACGAGCAAAAUGUUCUCCGUAGUCCCGACUACGCGAAACAGCUCAACAACUCACCGUAGCCGCAGGACUACGCGGGAAAAAUGAACAGUCACGUGGUUUUGAUCAUGCGCAGUAGCAUGUUUAUCCGUAGCCGUAGUCCGUAGUCGGAGUAUCUUAAACUCCCUAGUAGCGUGGCGCGCGACAAACUAGUCUUGCUGCGGCAUUUAAAACGCAGUGAACCUUAUUCGGGUGAGAAGCUGGCAAGCCAUAUAUAACAAUUAUUCACCGAAGUGGAGGUCGCUAGUAUUAGAUAUUUACCGAGGCCUCGAAGCGGUGAGGUAAAAUAUCCACUACUAGCCACCGACUCUGAGGUUAAUAAUUGUUUUAGUAUAUACUAAAACAGUGAGAUAAUUGAGCACAAAAUGAUGAUUUUUAACUCAUUUACUAUUGCCAACGAUUACAAUUUUGGCGCGCGAUGACCGAACGGCCGCGGUCGUCGCUUUUUCUUAGCGAAAAAUUAAACUUUUGAAGGCGUUUGUUUAGUUCUUGUGGGGAAAUUUCUUCAAAAGGAGUUGUGAAUUCUGUUUGUAUUUAAAAUAAUUCUGUAAAAAAGAUUAUUAAAUUUAGUUUUAAGCUUAUUUAUGAACAAGUCAACUAAGUAAAGUAACGCAAGACUUAAGCUUAAUUUGCAUUUGUAAACAAAAAACUUUUUCACCGGUUUUAUCGAUAACUAUUCAAGUCAAAAAGACAAGGCUUUACCUGUUAAAACUUCCAAACCGAACUUCGUCACCUUCUUGAUGUAUUUCGGAAAUAGCUUGCUUGAUUUGGUGUGAAAUUUCUUAGUUGCUUGUUUAGUUGUGAAAUUUCUUAGUUUGUUACGGCAGCAGACCGGGAAAGCAUUUUGCUCGCAACCUACUCGAGUUUGGCGUCGCUCGCUGGGAGGAACUGGAGGUGAAUCAGUGAAUAGUGCAGGAUAUUCACUGAUUGAGUGGCCAAUCAGAGCGCGCGAAAAACACUAUCCACUGUUUUAGUAUAUACUGAAAAAGACUGUUACAAUAAUCUACGCGCGAUGUAACAAACGCAUGUAAACCUAGGGAUCCGACUUAUAUUAUGCAAAUGUUAAAAUGCCGAGGCGCAUUGCUUACUUAUGUGGAAUGACAUAUCUAGAUUACGAUCAAACUAUGACCCAAGAUUUCGCACAACUGAUUUCGCCUCUACGACUGUGUCACCUACAGUAAUAUCAUUCAGGUUGACAUUCUGUAACUGUUGCCUUGUACCUAUAAGCAACAGUUCAGUCUUAUCAUCGUUUAACAUCAGUCGGUCUUUAAUCAUCCAGUUCCUCAAGUCAUGUAUGCAGUCACGCAUACAAUCAAUUGACUUGACAUAUGUUUAUCUAUUUAAUCUUUUUUACUCUUUUUCUCUAGCUUUGCUUGUGAGCUAUUUGUACAUAUAUAAAAUAAUGUAACCACUGCUCGCCUUGAUUAGCUAAUCUGCUUACUGCGGGCAGUGGAUAUUCUUCGUUUUCACUGUCACGCAAUAAACACGGCACAAAAAAAUACAUUUGUUAUAGAAGACUAAUAUAUAAACAAUUUGUCCAAAUCUCAGGUCUUUGUGGCCCACAGUUUCUGAGUUAGUUGCCGAAACAUUUCACGCACCUUUGUAGAGCUUUGUAUGGAGACGCCAUAUUGGUGGACAGAAACUGUCCACCAAUAUGGCCGCCGGAAAUCAACAAAAACAUCUGGAGUUCACUUUUUCUAUAAAAGCUCCUCCUUUUCACUCGAGAACUAGCAUACUUGCGCAUAAACAUAUCUUCUAAUACUUGAAAUGGUUAAACUGCUGAAAAUCAAGCGAAGAGACUUUUUUCAAGGAGAUAGCAUUCCUUUUUUGGUGUCACGCACUGUGAAAACUCGGAAGUUCAAACUGCUGUAUUUUCGAAAUGAAACAUGCUUCGGGGCUGGAAACUUGUACAAAGAUUUAUUUCCUAUUAAUCUUCAACCUAGUGUAAAUAAGAAUUCUUAAAACCUCGCUUUUUUGACUUUGCAAUCUGAUGACGUCACCGUGAAAACCAUCAAUUGCUUGCUGUAAAAUUUGAAAUAAUUAAUAGACAGUUGUAAUCUCCAGACCGAUAAGAUUCUGUCAACAAUGGGCUGCCCAAGACGCGUUUAGGUUUGCGGAGGAGCUUGGUAUCGAGCUUAAUUUCGAGCAUCACCGUACAGUUAAGACGGAACUGGGAAAUUGUCAAGUAGAGAGCGGGGGUGAGGCUAGAAGAGGAAGUUAGUAGUCAGCGAUGGCAGGGAAGUCUAGUUACAGCUAGGCUAUAGGACGAAAAAUUGAGCGCUAGUGGAUCCUCUCGGUGGCUGACAGAGUGGAAGUCCUGUCCAACACAUUUAAUUGCCGGCAUGUUUGAGGUGUACGAACAAACUAUUACCAACUCGAUUAUAUGCAAGUCAGAAGACCCAUAUAUGUUCGGACCGCAAGGUGUUUUACAGAUUGUGUCGUAAGGCCAUAGAAAGUGUGACUCGCAUCUUGUUUGGGUGCGGUGCGCUGGUUCAGACCAAGUACCUUUCCCGACACGACUCUACCUUAAAGAUACUUUUCUACGAGAUGCUGCAUGACCUGGGACUCAUAGAUGAAGUUCCAUCCUGGUACUCUCCGGCCAAGCCAAAACCUGUAUACGAGUCGGAUGACAUGCAAGCUUACUGGGACGUGCCAGUUUUUGGAAAUCAUGAAGAGGUGAAAUGCAACAGAGUUGACGCCCAAAUCGUCAACCACAAGACUAAGCGGGUUAUUACACUCUAGACGAGCUCUCUGUGGGUCAAAAACAAAGAGAAGAAGAACGAAGAGAAGACCGUAAAGUCUGCCCCCCCCCACCCCCUGUCGGGAAUUAAAACAGCAGUUCUCUGGUUAUAAGGUGAAAAAGCACAACAUCAUCAUUGAUCCCCUUGAUGGGUGGUCACAGGAGAUGGACACUACAAUAAGAAAGAUUGUGGGGAGCAGAAGUAAAGAGGUGUUAAAAAGAAUGCAGGAGGCGGUGCUGUCGGGCACGUCCAAUAUUGACCGGACGAUUCACUGUUACCGAACGAUUCUUUGUUGUUGUUGUUGUUGUUGUUUUUUUAUCUUGUCUAAGGCCAUGUUUGGAUUCUUUUUUUGUGAUGAUAUAUAACGCAAAUCACGAGACGAGUGAUUUGUAAUUUUUAGGGUGUAUCAGAAUAGAUGUAGAUAUUUUUAUAGAUAUUUUUUUAUCAUUAUGGUUAUAUUUCUUGUUAACGCCUAGGCUCACAGGUUACGCUGUGCGCCCUGUGUAGCUUUUAAAGCUUUUAGCAUCCAUUUGAGAACUCUGCAUAACAGUAAUAAUAAUAAUGAUAAUGUCGAGCUAGAUUCGCAGCUACCGCUAGCAGUCUGCGGACCGGAACAAGACGAAUUUACUUUAGGGUCUGUAUCUCUAUCAGCUUUUUCCUUUUAUUAUUUUCCCAGUAGGUCACAGCAGUUGCCCCGGACAUCGAUAUGAUUCCCAGGCAUUUCUUUACUCGCUGGUUAACAAGCCAGGAUGGGCGCCUGUAAAAUUGCCUCAGACAGGGCAGUAUAGUUAUUCCAAAGCCCACUCCAUAUACGACUGCUCAGAUCAUGGACCUACGUUCGGAUAUGGCUGGGACAUUUACUUUAGUGGAAGUACCUAUAGUACCUACAUUGGCUAUACUUACAACGCACCAAGUGGGUACAAAUAUGGAGACACCUUUACCUACACAUUCCUGCACGGGGGUAGUGAUCAAUACUUUACACCAGACGAAAUGGAAAUAUUUUACGAAACAACUUAA
Molecule: messenger RNA, 14204 nt
Organism: Porites lobata
Lineage: Eukaryota; Metazoa; Cnidaria; Anthozoa; Scleractinia; Poritidae
Source: the annotation of a GenBank genome assembly